CAGCGAGGAGCUCAGGCCUACCUCAUUUUCGCCUGGCAGGUCAGCUGCUCUGUGUUUCAGUCUGAAGCCGUUGGCUGCUACUGAACCGUUUGGCUCUUUUCUCUACUAGCGAGCAAACCUACAUUCUAGACCCAACUGUCCAUCCAGCUCAUUUUUAAGGGGAUUUAUCAUUAUAUAUGCCCGUGUAUCCAAAACACAUCGGUCAUUGGGGAUUCCUAGCACCGGUCGGCCGGGUCUGACGGCCGUUAUAACGCUUUUUCGAGGUUUAAUUAGAGCUAGAAAACAACGGUGGUGGAGGAGGAGGAUAUUCCAUAUUAGGAGCACAGAGGAGAAGGCACCCCCCUUGUGUGAUUUGGAGCUUUUGGUUCUGAGCCCAUGGUACUAGGCCCUGACUGAACGUACUGGUGGGGCGUACAGACUUACUACUGUGUUUAGAUGAAGAUGGCAGAAGUUGCCGUCGCAGGGACAGGAGAUGGAAUGAGAUGACAUGCGUGUCGUGCUGACAGAUGUGACAUGCCCCGCACCGAUGAAAUGAAUACAAUGAAGCUAGGUGUGUGCGUGCUGACCUCAUGGUGUAACAGGAGUAAAGAUGAGCAUUAGCAGUGAUGAGGUCAACUUCCUGGUCUACAGAUACCUACAGGAGUCAGGGUUCUCCCACUCAGCAUUUACAUUUGGCAUAGAGAGUCACAUCAGCCAGUCCAACAUCAAUGGCGCUCUGGUUCCCCCUGCUGCCCUCAUCAGCAUCAUCCAGAAGGGCCUGCAGUAUGUCGAGGCUGAAGUCAGCAUCAAUGAGGACGGCACAUUAUUUGACGGGCGGCCCAUUGAGUCUCUGUCCCUGAUUGAUGCCGUGAUGCCGGACGUUGUUCAGACGAGGCAGCAGGCCUACCGGGACAAAAUGGCCCAGCAGCAGGCUGCCGCUUCAGCCCCAACAUCGGCCACAGGGGGCAGCAUCGCCGGCAACGCCAAGAACGGAGAGAAUACUGCCAACGGGGAGGAGAACGGAGCCCAUGCCUUAGCUAACAACCACGCAGACCUGAUGGAGGUGGACGGAGAUGUGGAGAUCCCUCAGAACAAGGCCAUGGUCUUGCGGGGCCACGAGUCCGAGGUCUUCAUCUGCGCCUGGAACCCAGUCAGUGAUCUGCUGGCAUCGGGGUCUGGGGAUUCGACGGCUCGCAUCUGGAACCUGAGUGAAAACAGUACAAGCAGCUCGACACAGCUGGUCCUGAGACACUGCAUACGGGAGGGAGGGCAGGACGUCCCCAGCAACAAAGACGUCACCUCGCUAGACUGGAAUAGCGAGGGCACGCUGCUAGCAACAGGCUCCUAUGACGGCUUUGCCAGAAUAUGGACGAAGGACGGGAACCUGGCCAGUACACUUGGCCAACACAAAGGUCCCAUCUUUGCCCUUAAGUGGAAUAAAAAAGGCAAUUUUAUCCUCAGUGCAGGAGUAGACAAGACAACAAUCAUAUGGGAUGCCCAUACAGGAGAAGCCAAACAACAGUUUCCCUUCCAUUCAGCUCCAGCACUAGACGUGGACUGGCAGAGCAACAAUACGUUCGCCUCCUGUAGUACAGACAUGUGCAUCCACGUCUGUAAACUGGGACAGGACCGACCCAUUAAAACAUUCCAGGGACACACAAAUGAAGUAAAUGCAAUCAAGUGGGAUCCCACAGGGAACCUGCUAGCCUCCUGCUCAGACGACAUGACGCUGAAGAUCUGGAGUAUGAAGCAGGACUCGUGUGUCCAUGACCUGCAGGCCCACAGUAAAGAAAUCUACACCAUCAAAUGGAGUCCCACCGGCCCUGGAACCAACAACCCCAGCGCUAACCUCAUGCUAGCCAGUGCAUCGUUUGACUCCACAGUUCGUCUUUGGGACGUGGAGAGAGGCAUCUGUAUCCAUACGCUGACUAAACACCAGGAGCCGGUCUACAGCGUGGCCUUUAGCCCCGACGGGCGACAUCUGGCCAGUGGCUCCUUUGACAAAUGCGUGCACAUCUGGAAUACACAGACGGGCGCUUUAGUCCACAGUUACAGAGGGACGGGGGGAAUCUUUGAGGUUUGCUGGAAUGCAGCAGGGGACAAAGUGGGAGCCAGCGCAUCAGACGGAUCUGUGUGUGUACUAGACCUUCGGAAAUAGUGCUGCUGUUUGUUGGAAGCCAUGGACCGACCAUGAAUGUGUACAUAGCCAAAUGACUGUCCCAGCCUGCCCUGCGUACUGCUCGCGCUUACGACUAUUGGCCCCGCCGACCGACAGACAGGAAGCAGGAAACAGGAACAGGAAGCAAGCAAGCACUCACCCACCCGACACAGCAGGUCCAGACACAGGGAUGAACAGAUGGACAGACAGACGGACAGACGGACAGAAGGAUGGAUCAACGGGCGGAUGGAAGCGCCCCUCUCUAUCUGUACAGACUCUUACAGAGAUGCAGAAGGGACGCAGUGGAAAAAAAGUAAAAACUGAUAGACACAAAAAAAAAAAAAUAAAAAAAUAAAAAAAAAGUUACAGAUCCGUAUAUGUACCAAAAUUUGGAAGCUAUUUUGCUUUUUUUGAUCUUUAAACCAUGCUCAUUGUCAUCAAAAUGAAAAACAAUGAAAAAAGUGUUGAUCUUUGUUACUAGUUGGAGCUCAUUGUGCAGACAUAUCAACUUCUCCACCAUAAAAUAGGAUGGCACUUAGUUUUUUUUUGUUUUUUUUUAAAAUUUCAGAUCUCUUGUUUCAGUGUUUUUAUAUUUUUUAUCUUUGGGAGAGGGGACGGGCUGGUCAGGUCAAGAGUUUUAAUAUUUUGAGAAGUACAUGCAGACAAACACACUGAGACAUUCACACCCAAACAGUUCUGGAAAACAGUGACCUCGUCAGGAUUGCAAACCAAUGUGGCAAAUCGAAAGGCUUCUCCUUAUGGUUCAGUAGUGGUUCUUGCAGUCAUACGGUUAACCUCAAAAUGCAGUAGCUCGUGUGUUGUCUUUUCUCCAGAGGACAAACUCUGGAUUCCCCCCUGUACAUCCACUGGGACGCGACACAGAUGAUGUCCAUCUAGAUGGCUUUAAAAACAGGUCGACUGUGCACUAUUUGAUCUAGAUGGUUUUACCCACAGUUCUCCUCUCUGGACCCUUUGGCCAUAGCAGUUACCUGUGUGAUGAAAAAAAAAAAAUAAAAAAAAAAUAAAAAGCUUCUAUUGGCAAGAAGCUGACCUCUGCUUGUCUGAAUGUUUAAGGCUGUUGUGAGUUUCAGUAAUGCAACAGUUAAGUCAGGUCCCAGCUCACAUUACAUUCUGUCCUCAGCCAAUAGGAUUCCAGCUGUUGUUUUUUUUUGCUAACCCUUUACCAAACGGCAUUCACUCAGCAUCUCUAAGACUUCAAACAUUUCUAAUCGUGAUUCACCCUCAAAGGUCUCCGAUCACCAAACACAUGAUGCCCUGAAGUGUGGUGGUGAAAAAAGUGAAAGUGUUGUUCCACUUUUUAGCUUUUGCAGAUUCUCAGAGUUAGAUGCACUGGAGGCAGAAAUAAGCUCAGCGACUAAAAA
Messenger RNA from Sander lucioperca (pikeperch), 3519 nucleotides. RefSeq names its product tbl1x receptor 1a (gene tbl1xr1a). Gene Ontology annotation, molecular function: transcription corepressor activity; protein binding. Bases 590 to 2137 code for a protein of 515 amino acids. Lineage: Eukaryota; Metazoa; Chordata; Actinopteri; Perciformes; Percidae. Gene Ontology annotation, biological process: regulation of transcription by RNA polymerase II. The record is from RefSeq and is a predicted model, not a curated record. Gene Ontology annotation, cellular component: histone deacetylase complex. The transcript is spliced from 17 exons.